Molecule: messenger RNA, 1812 nt
Organism: Cooperia oncophora
Lineage: Eukaryota; Metazoa; Nematoda; Chromadorea; Rhabditida; Trichostrongylidae
Source: the annotation of a GenBank genome assembly
AUGAACUCGCUAAAGAUGUCGCUGGUGCUGAAGCACUUUUGGAAAGCCACCAGGAGCAUAAGGGAGAAAUUGAUGCUCGUGAAGGACAGUUUCAACCAGACGGCUGUUUCCGGUCAAGGUCUUCUUGAUAUGGGAAUCCCAGAAAGCGACGAAGCGAGUUAUAUAUUUUUACUUUUCCUGCUUUCUACGAGAGAAGUUGCUUUUCAGGUCCGUCAAAGGCUAGAGCAUCUGGCCCAUGAAAAGGCCGCUCUGCUUGCUCUUUGGGAAGAGCGCCGUAUUCUGUAUGAGCAGUGCAUGGAUCUUCAGCUGUUUUAUCGUGACACCGAACAAGCUGAGACAUGGAUGAACAAGCAGGAAGCUUUCCUUGCCAAUCAAGACCUCGGCGACUCGCUCGAUGCUGUUGAAUCGUUGAUCAAGAAGCAUCAAGACUUCGAAAAGUCAUUAGCUGCACAGGAAGAGAAGAUUAUUGCUCUCGAUGAGUUUGCCACGAAACUCAUCCAGGGUCAGCAUUAUGCUGCAGAUGAUGUGUCAAGAAGACGUCAUGCCCUACUUGACAGAAGACGUCGUCUCAUGGACCGCGCCGCCGAUCGUGCUCGUCAGCUACAUGAAAAUUAUAAAAAGCAGACAUUUAAUCGACAGCUAAAGAUGACUCCUACCUUGACCCUACAAACAUUCGAGGGAAACUUCAAGAAGCACACCAAUUUCGAGCAAGAACUCAAGGCCAACCGUAACCGUCUGGAUGAAAUCAACGAUACUGGCGCUCAGAUUAUUGAGAGCGGUCAUCCUGAAGCUGACGAUAAAGGAGCGAAACUUCGCGAAGCUGGUGAUGAGCAACAGUUCAAUCGUAACAUCGAAGAUGUCGAGCUAUGGCUUAGCGAACUCGAAGGACAGGUCGCUUCUGAGGACUUUGGCAAGGAUCUCGUAUCGGUCCAGAAUCUCCAGAAGAAGAUAGCUCUCCUUGAAAGCGAUUAUCUUGCUCAUCAAGAUCGCGUGGAUGGAAUCAAGGCCUUGGCCAAGAAGUUCGCUGACGAUGAACAUUUCAACGCCCCUGUUAUUAUUCGCAAACAGGAAGCCUUGCAGACACGUUUCCAGAACCUUCGUGACCCUCUUGAGAAACGUAAGAACAAGCUGGCCGAGUCUCUUCAAGGUAAUCAGCUCUUCAGAGACAUUGAAGAUGAACUUGCAUGGAUCAGAGAGAAAGAGCAGGUGGCUGGCUCUACAAAUCGUGGUCGUGACCUGAUAGGUGUCCAGAAUCUCAUCAAGAAGCAGCAAGCGCUCAUUGCUGAGAUCGCCAACCAUGAAAGUCAAAUUGAUGCUGUUAUCUUUUCCCAUUUACUACGAUAUUGCCUCCGAGAUCCGAGACAAACUCGCACAAUUCGUGAUAACUGGAGAAUCUUGAAGACGAAGGCUGAAAAGCGACGUCUGGAGCUUGAUGACUCGCUGCAGGCUCAUCAAUAUUUGGCUGAUGCAAACGAAGCCGAGUCGUGGAUGAACGAGAAAGAACCUGUCGUCGGCUCCACUGAUUAUGGAAAAGACGAAGAUUCAGCUGAGGCUCUUCUCAAGAAGCAUCGUGCACUGAUGUCGGAUUUGGAUGCCUUCAAAGGAACCAUCGAUGAUUUGAGAAAGCAGGCCGCCCAAUGUAAAUACCAGGAGCAACCAGUUGGACAGCUUGGCCGUGAUUGUGUCCUUGCGUUGUACGACUAUCAGGAAAAGUCUCCUCGUGAGGUGUCUAUGAAGAAGGGCGAUGUUCUCACUCUGCUGAACGCCUCGAACAAGGACUGGUGGAAAGUAGGUGUUAUAGAUAAUCAAGGA